ACGGGUCAACUCUUUCAGUUCAAAAACCUAACCAGCGCUGUGGUGUUCUACCAAAGGCUCUGCCACAGUUCUGUUCCCGCCGGAAGCUUUCUCACAGCAGCUGCAAUGGCGUCCGUUCCCUCACUGAAUCAGAGCGAGAAGAAGAAGAAGAAGAAUGAGAAGAAUCACAAGCUUUCCGACCUCAAAACCCUAGGACUCCAACUUCUCUCCUCUCGAGCUCACAUCAACAACCUCCCUCUGCUUCUCACCUUCCUUUCUCCUUCUAAACCUCCUCAAUAUGUCCUCGAAGCCCUUCUCUCCCUCCAGUCCUUUUUCAUCACGGUCCUCCCCUCCCUCCCUUCCUCCUCCAAGCCUGCUGCCGAUGUUCAGGACGACGCCGAGUUGAUUUACCGGACCUGGCUACGUUCCAAGUUCGAUGAACUCGUUAAGUCGCUCAUCGAUGUUGCGGUCUCUUCUGAAUGCGACGAUACUCUCAAGGAGAUUGUGUUGGAUGCGAUUAUGGAGUUUGUUAAAGUUGGUAACAGGGGAAAAUUCCACUCUGCUUUAUAUCACAGGUUUCUACAGAGUAUUGCUCAUUCUUCGACUCCAGUUAAUACUCUGAUAGCCUUGCUUGUCAAGAAGUACUUCAAUCACCUCGAUGUCCGUUAUUUUACAUAUAUUAGCAUCGAAAAACUCACGAGGACUUUUGAGGCUGAGUACAUGUUUGGUGAUAGAAGUGUGAGGAUUGAUGGCGAUGAUGGUGAUCAUUCAAGAAAAGGAGUGGAGUUCAUACACAUUGUGCACUCUAUCAUAUCCUCCAUCCCCCCUUUAGAAAACUCAAACCAAUCUGACUACACUAUGUGGGUUGAAUCAGGUGACAACAAAGUGCUCUCUGACAAUCAAGAAGCAAAGCAGCUUAAGAUGAGGAAAAAUGAUGAAGAGGUCUUAACGGCAUCAAAGAUUGUAAGAAAAAUGAAACCAAAAUUUACAAAAGCAUGGAUUUCAUUUCUUAGGUUACCGCUUCCAAUUGAUGUGUACAAGGAGGUUCUUGUAAUUCUUGAUCAGGAAGUCAUUCCUUAUCUUUCUAAUCCAAUCAUAUUAUGCGACUUCUUGACAAAAUCCUAUGAUAUGGGUGGCGUUGUCAGUGUUAUGGCUCUUAGCAGCCUCUUCCUCCUUAUGACAAAAUAUGGUUUAGAGUAUCCAAACUUCUAUGAAAAACUUUAUGCUCUUUUGGUUCCUUCAAUAUUCAUGGCAAAACAUCGGGCCAAGUUUUUUCAGCUUCUUGAUUCCUGCUUGAAGUCACCACUUCUUCCAGCAUACUUGGCUGCCGCUUUUGCUAAGAAAUUGAGUAGGCUAUCACUUGUUGUUCCUCCAUCAGGAGCACUUAUCAUUAUAGCUCUUAUUCACAAUCUCUUACGAAGACAUCCCUCAAUCAACUGUUUGGUUCACCGGGAAAAUGUUAGCGAGAGUAAGAAUGACGAUUCAACAAGUAAAGAGGUUGCUAAAGGCACGGAUGCUUCAGAAGUUGAAGCUGAUACACCCAACAUGAAACCAGGCAUUGACCGUUUUAACUACGAGGAAACUGAUCCCAUAAAAUCUAGUGCCUUGAGAAGUUCACUCUGGGAAAUUGAUUGUCUUCGACACCAUUAUUGUCCUCCCGUUUCUAGGUUAGUUUUGUCGCUUGAGAAUGAUCUGACCGUGAGGUCGAAAACAACUGAAAUUGAUGUUAAAGAUUUCGUUGCUGGUUCAUACGCGACAAUACUCGGGCAAGAGUUGAAAAAGAAAAUGAAGCGAGUCCCUCUGGCUUUCUACCAAGCAAUCCCCACCUCCUUAUUCUCAGCGUCUGAUUUCCCUGGCUGGAGUUUCAAUCACGAACACAGUGAGAAGAAUAUCGAUGGUAGCGAUCAUCUUCCUGCAAAAAGACAGCGCGUAGAGAGCUCAUAACCCAAUCCAACCCAACCCAGGUUUCUUCGCCUCCUUUAACUCGAGAACAUUAGGACGCUGUUUCCUUCCUCUAGCGAACUGCGUUCCAGGAAGAACCGAAAAUUGUUAGAAAAAACGAAUUGCCAGGUCCUGGAUUACCCAUCGUUGUCACGGAAGAUUCGAGUCUUGAAGCAGUUUAUCACCCAAUUUCUGCAGCCUUUCCAUGUACAAAAGGGAGAGAUCAUAUUUCCUUCAUUAGUCGUUUUUUCGCACCAGUUUUGUCGUAUUUAUUGGUUCAUAGAAUCCAUUGGCGUUGCUGAUACAACUUUUGAAGUUCUCUAUAUUGUAUUUUAUUUAUGUUCGUGGGAAUUGGAUGCAAUUCUUAACGUUUUGCCAG
Cucurbita moschata (crookneck pumpkin) is the source of this 2299-nucleotide messenger RNA. RefSeq names its product nucleolar complex protein 4 homolog. The transcript has 15 exons. Gene Ontology annotation, biological process: ribosome biogenesis. Lineage: Eukaryota; Viridiplantae; Streptophyta; Magnoliopsida; Cucurbitales; Cucurbitaceae. Gene Ontology annotation, cellular component: nucleolus; small-subunit processome; Noc4p-Nop14p complex. Bases 106 to 1923 code for a protein of 605 amino acids. The record is from RefSeq and is a predicted model, not a curated record.